Messenger RNA from Cebus imitator (Panamanian white-faced capuchin), 2298 nucleotides. RefSeq names its product angiopoietin like 8 (gene ANGPTL8). Bases 1448 to 2044 code for a protein of 198 amino acids. The transcript is spliced from 4 exons. The record is from RefSeq and is a predicted model, not a curated record. NCBI's taxonomy places the organism in Eukaryota, Metazoa, Chordata, Mammalia, Primates, Cebidae. Gene Ontology annotation, biological process: triglyceride homeostasis; regulation of lipid metabolic process.
CCGGCAGGGCCUGGCUGGGGUCCUCGCCUGUCAUGUACUGCACUCGCACAGCAAGGUUGCGCACGGAGCCCUGGCGGCUGCUGAAGUUGAGGCUGUGCGGGUACACAUACAGCAGGUUCCUGGGGGGACAGGAUGGGGGCGUCAGAGGGACAGGGCCCCUGAAGGUGCACACAUACAAGGCUGGGCUGAUGGAACAAGGCUGGCUGGGAGUACAGACUGUCCAGGGAGAGUGGGUCAUAAGGCUGGGGCAUUGAGGGCCAGGCAGGAGGUAAUACAGGUAUCAGGCAGGAGAUAGGACAGAGGGCAGAGGGUGGGGGACAAGUGAGCACCCUCAAAGCACAGACUGGGGACAGCGUGGUAGAGGGAGGGAAUAGAGGCACAUUGGAGGCACUCAUGGGGCACAGUGAUACACAGAAGGCAAGAGAACAGCGAGGCACUCAGGGCCAGAGUUCCAAGGUGGCUCAUGUGUCCAGUGGUCAAGCCUAAGCCGCACCCAGGGGCCUGACUGCCCUUUCCUCAGGAGGUCACUAGUCAUGAGGCCUAUUUCUCAGGUGGGGAAACUGAGGCCAGAGUCAGAGUCCUGCCUCCUUCCCUCAGGGGCAACUCUGCAAGCCUUGGCCCCUCUCUGGGCCUCAGUUUCCCUGUGUGUAUAAUGGGCACUCCAUUAUACACAGCUGAGCCCUGUGUAAUGAUACUGAUGAUAAAAUAACAACAAUAAUUGCACCAAACACUAUUACUACAAUACAGUAAUUGCACCUACUGUGUGCCAGCCUCUGUUCUAAGCACUCAACAUGAAAUAACCCAUUUACUUCUUACAAGUAGCUCAUGAGGCAGGACUAACAUCACCACCAUUUUACAAGCAGGGAAACUGAGGUACUUGCACAAUCACCCAGGGAGUAAAAUGGCGGUCAGUGGUGAUCCAGGCAUAUGCAGGAUUUGGAUCAGGCUGUGUGACCUUGGGAAAGUCUCUGACACCUGCACCUGCUCCCUUGGCCACGAACCAGGCCAAUAAAAGCCACCCCCCACUCACAGUGUGGCAAAUGUGUGGGAGGGGAACAAGAGCAGAUAUUGUAAUGGCAGUUGGAACAGCUCUGGGCAAACCAUCAGUACUUAUAAAUUCUUUACCAUUAUGACCAUCAUCAUUGCGAAGCCUAUUCAUAGGUGGAGAAACAGGCUCAGCAUGGUGAGUCUCAGGAACUCCCAGCAGGGUCUGGAGCCCGUUCUCUCCCAGUGCCCCUCACCCACACCUGGCCCUGAGCCCCAGGAAGCGUGAUCCCAGCAUGGCCCAGCCGGACAUUCGCCUGAUGCAACUGUCGCACCACCGCCAGGCCCUUGUGCAAUGCGGGGCACCCAGCUGGCCAGUUAACGAUUGACUGGGGAUUGGUGGGGUGUGGGGCAUAAAAGGCAUCGGUGGCAGUGCUGUGGCUACAAACUCAGACCGUCCGUCAUGCCAGUGCUCGCUCUGUGCCUCCUGUGGGCCCUGGCAAUUGUAGCCCGGCCUGCCUCAGUGGCCCCUGGGGGUGGCACAGAAUUGGCACGCCAUGAGGAGCUGACCCUGCUCUUCCACGGGACCCUGCAGCUAGGCCAGGCCCUCAAUGGUGUGUACAGGACCACGGAGACACGGCUGGCCAAGGCCAGGAGCAACCUGGGUCUCUAUGGCCGCACAGUGGAACUCCUGGGACAGGAGAUCAGCCAGGGCCGGGAGGCAGCCCAGGAACUUCGAGCAAGCCUGUUGGAGACUCAGAAGGAGGAGGACAUUCUGCAGCUGCAUGCAGAGGCCACCGCUGAGGUGCUGGGGGAGGUGGCCCAGGCACAGAAGGUUCUACAAGACAGGGUGCGGCAACUAGAAGUCCAGCUGAGGAGCGCCUGGCUGGGGCAUGCCUAUGAGGAACUGGAGGCCUUAAAGGCUCAUGCCGACAAGCAGAGCCACAUCCUGUGGGCCCUCGCAGGCCACAUGCAGCGGCAGAGGCGGGAGAUGGUGGCACAGCAGCACCGGCUGCGACAGAUCCACGAGAGACUCCACACAGCGGCGCUCCCAGCCUGAACCAGCCUGGAUGGAACUGAGGACCAGUCAUGCUGCAAUGGACACUGCCGUGCCCCAUGAGGCCCCUCUGCAGGGAGGAGCUGCCUGUCCACUGCAAUCAGCCAGGGCGCCGGGCCCCACUUCUGAGCAGAGCAGAGACGGACGUGGGCGGGGACAAAGGCGGAGGACGUAGUCCCAUUGCGGAGGGGUGGAGGAAAGAUGUGUACCCUUUCAUGCCUAUACACCCCUCAUUAAAGCAGAGUCGUGGCAUCUCA